This is a messenger RNA of Acytostelium subglobosum LB1, 1716 nucleotides long. RefSeq lists its product as hypothetical. The record is from RefSeq and is a predicted model, not a curated record. The transcript has 4 exons. Gene Ontology annotation, biological process: glycolipid translocation; dolichol-linked oligosaccharide biosynthetic process. Gene Ontology annotation, cellular component: endoplasmic reticulum membrane. NCBI's taxonomy places the organism in Eukaryota, Evosea, Eumycetozoa, Acytosteliales, Acytosteliaceae. The coding region runs from base 1 to 1716 and encodes 571 amino acids.
AUGAGCAGCAGUAGUAGUAGUAAAGCUGUGUCGACGGCAACGUCAACACAGCCAACAACAUCAACAACAGCAACAGCAACAACAUCAGUCCUAAAGUCAGGCCUUUCAGGUGCAUUCUAUCUGAUAGGCUUGCAGAUGGCCAGUCGUCUGUUCACAUUUGUACUCAACACAUGGAUGGUGUCAGCAGUCGAUCCAAGCGUAUUGGGUGUGUUUGCAAUCAAGUACCAACUGUUGGCAUCGUUUGUGCUGUUUCUAAGCCGCGAGGCUAUAAGACGCACUUGUAUCCGUGCUGAUCUGUCACAGGGUGGUGCACGCGAACUACAACGCUUCAUAAACCUCAGUUGGAUGGUGGUGCCAUGUGGACUUGUUCUAUCGGUGUGUGGCGAGCGACUACUCAAUCACUGGAGCACCGAUGAGGAGCGACUCAUACCCGAUCACGACCUUGGUCUUGUCCUAUUCACCCUUGCCAGCUUCCUCGAACUACUCAGCGAGCCCGUCUACAUCCUCACACAGAACAUGCUCCUCUUCAAAGUGCGCACCUUUGUCGAAGGCUCUGCACUCUUUCUCAAAGCUCUAGCCACAUACUACUUUGUUGUAAUCACCAAGGAUGGACUCAAAGGCUUUGGAUACGCUCAGAUUAUAUACUCUGUAGUACUCUUGAUUGGAUAUUAUGGUAACUUUAUCAUUGGAAUACUUCAAUAUGAUCGAUCAAACAUGUCAGGGAAGUUUACGUCUGGUGUCCAGAUCACUUCUUUCAAUCAACUAUUACCAAGACGACCGAGUAUUGGCACUGGCACCAGCAAGGAUAAGGAGAGAGACAGAGACAUCUUUGGCAAGGAUCUGGUCGACAUGACAAUGUUGUACACAUGGCAAUCAAUUCAGAAACUACUGUUGACAGAGGGCGAGAAGAUUGUACUUUAUCUGUCACAGAGCUUGGUGUCACAGGCCAUCUUCUCGGUUGUGUCCAACUUGGGCUCGCUCGUGGCUAGGUUCUUCUUCCAGCCCAUCGAAGAGACCUGCUUCACAAUGUUCCCAAAGCUCUUUGGAGCAAAGUCUCGCAAGGAUGAUUGGGCCGACUCGUCCAAAGUGCUCACAUUGCUAAUGAAGGUUAUGUCGAUUGUUGCAUUUAUCUUUAUUGCAUUCGGACCAGCAUUCUCUGAGCUAUUGCUCAACAUACUAUAUCCCAACACAAGAUUCAGUACUGGCGACGCGGGUCUAGUCCUCGGAGUCUAUUGUGUCUACGUCGGAUUCAUGGCAGUCAAUGGAGUAUCCGAGGCAUUCGUACACAGUGUAUCCAAGACCGAUCAACUCAAGACACUCAACUGGAUACUCUUUCUCAUUGGCCUACUCUACCUAUUCCUCACCUACAUCUUCUCCACACUCUGGGGCACAAUAGGUAUCAUCCUGGCCAACUGUAUCAACAUGCUGGCGAGGAUCAUAUAUAGCGUAUACUUUAUGAAUGGCUUCUUUAAGGGAUGCAAGGGCUUUAGUCUAGCCUCUAUGCUACCAAACAAGUUGCCACUACUACUAUUUGGACUAUCAUUCAUCAUGACCAAUAUCACUGGACACUACUACUCUGGUGUUGCCAUCAGAAACAUACUCAUUCAUGUUGGUACAGGUGCACUAUGCUUUGGAUUGGUAUUAAUAUCAUUGUACCUUACAGAGGGCAACACAUUCAGAGAGGUCAGAAGGAUAAUCAAGUCCAAACAACAAUGA